AUGAGGUGUGAAUCGUUUGAUAAGGUGGUUCAUCGUCUCCACUUGAUCCUCCUGACAUGGAUUUUGUUGACUAUUCAAGCUAGAUCAAUGUCAGGAGAGAGGUCUACGUAUAUCAUCCACAUGGACAAGUCUGUGAUGCCCAAGGUUUUCGCAACCCAUCACCACUGGUACUCCUCCAUCCUUCAUGCUAUAAAGACUGACACUCCCACAACAUCCGCCGGCCUUCAGUCCACUGCCCGGCUUAUCUAUACUUAUGAUCACGCUCUCCAUGGCUUCAGCGCUCUUCUAUCUUCACAAGAGUUGGAGAGUUUACGUGAAUCCCCAGGGUUCGUUUCAGCUUACCGUGACAGGGCAGUCACACUUGACACCACCCACACUUUUGAAUUUCUCAAACUCAACCCUGUCACUGGUCUAUGGCCUGCAUCGGACUAUGGCGAAGACGUCAUCGUUGGCGUUAUUGACAGCGGUGUCUGGCCGGAGAGCCCCAGCUUCAAAGAUGACGGUAUGACCCAAAUUCCUGCAAGGUGGAAGGGUACAUGUGAGGAAGGUGAAGACUUCAAUUCUUCCAUGUGUAACCGAAAGCUCAUUGGAGCUAGAUCAUUCAUUAAGGGUCUGAUAGCGGCAAAUCCUGGCAUUCACGUAACAAUGAACUCGCCUAGGGACUCAUUUGGGCAUGGGACUCAUACUUCGUCCACCGUUGCUGGGAAUUAUGUGGAAGGUGCAUCCUACUUUGGUUAUGCCACGGGAACUGCAAGAGGGGUUGCGCCCAGAGCCAGGGUGGCCAUGUAUAAGGUCGCCGGCGAAGAAGGGCUCACUUCUGAUGUAAUCGCUGGUAUUGAUCAAGCCAUCGCUGAUGGCGUUGAUGUGAUUUCUAUUUCCAUGGGAUUUGAUUAUGUGCCAUUGUAUGAAGAUCCAAUAGCUAUAGCUUCAUUUGCUGCUAUGGAGAAGGGCGUAUUAGUUUCAUGUUCUGCAGGGAAUGCUGGCCCACUUCCUCUUGGGACAUUACAUAAUGGAAUACCAUGGAUCUUGACAGUCGCAGCCGGUACUAUAGACCGUUCAUUCACUGGAACUUUGACUCUUGGAAAUGGGUUAACCAUUACUGGAUGGACCAUGUUUCCUGCAAGUGCUGUUGUUCAAAACCUUCCUCUUAUUUACGACAAGACUUUAUCUGCGUGCAAUUCAUCAGAGUUGUUAUCUGGCGCACCUUAUGGCAUCAUCAUAUGCCACAACACCGGAUAUAUCUAUGGUCAAUUGGGUGCGAUCUCUGAGUCAGAAGUUGAAGCUGCUAUAUUUAUUUCCGAUGAUCCCAAAUUAUUCGAGUUGGGCGGUCUAGACUGGCCUGGCGUGGUGAUUAGCCCGAAAGAUGCGCCGGCUCUGAUUGAUUAUGCAAAAACUGGUAAUAAACCAAGAGCCACCAUGACAUUCCAACAGACCAUUGUGAAUACAAAACCUGCACCUGCAGUUGCUUUUUACACGUCAAGAGGUCCUUCACCCAGCUGUCCUACCAUCUUGAAGCCGGACGUAAUGGCACCUGGGUCACUGGUUUUGGCUGCUUGGGUUCCAAAUCGUGAGACAGCAAGAAUUGGGACAGGUUUGUCCUUGUCCAGUGACUACACCAUGGUCUCCGGCACAUCCAUGGCUUGUCCGCAUGCGUCUGGUGUGGCUGCGCUCCUCAGAGGUGCACACCCGGAGUGGAGUGUAGCAGCUAUCCGGUCAGCCAUUGUGACCACAGCAAACCCAUAUGAUAACACUUUUAAUCAUAUUCGGGACAACGGUUUGAAUUUCACAAUUGCUUCUCCUCUGGCAAUGGGAGCUGGCCAAAUUGAUCCAAACGGAGCACUUGACCCAGGUCUAGUAUACGAUGCAACCCCACAAGACUACGUCAACCUCCUCUGCUCCAUGAACUUCACCAAAAAGCAAAUCUUAACCAUUACUAGAUCAAACACUUACACUUGCCCCAAAACAUCUCCAGACUUGAAUUACCCAUCAUUCAUUGCUCUGUACAGCCAAAAUGACAACAAAUCAACAACAGUGGUUCAGAAAUUUCAAAGAACUGUAACGAAUGUAGGAGAUGGCACAGCAACUUAUCACGCUACAGUGAUAGCUCCUAGAGGCUCCAAGGUCACAGUCUCACCGACGACUCUAGUCUUUGAGAAGAAGUAUGAGAAGCAGAGUUACACUAUGAGUAUAAAGUAUAAGAGCGACAAGGACGGGAAGAUUUCCUUUGGUUGGUUGACAUGGAUCGAAGACGAUGGAGAACACACAGUGAGGAGCCCGAUAGUGGUUUCACCGAAUAGUGACUUCAGUGUUCUUGUACUUUUGUAUGUGUGGCUCCUCCUUAUCCCUAUCUCACACCUCGUUUCCACGUUGGCACAGUCGGACACUUACAUUGUCCACAUGGACCUAUCAGCCAUGCCUAAAGCUUUCUCCGGCCAUCAUAGCUGGUACAUGGCUACCCUUGCGUCUGUGUCAGAUAAUACCGCUGCCACUGCUAACCCUUACUCCUCUUCCUACUCUUCUAAACUUAUAUACAGCUAUACUAAUGUAAUCCAUGGUUUUAGUGCAAUCCUUUCCCCUUCGGAGCUUGAGGCCCUGAAAAGCUUCCCGGGCUAUAUUUCUUCAUUUCCAGAUCUUCCUGUUAAAGCUGAUACAACUCAUUCUGCUAAAUUUCUUGGCCUGAAUUCCAACUCCGGAGCGUGGCCCAUGUCAAACUAUGGCAAAGAUGUCAUAAUCGGGUUGGUGGACACUGGAAUUUGGCCAGAGAGUGAAAGCUUUAACGAUGAUGGAAUGACCGAAAUUCCAUCUAGAUGGAAAGGAGCAUGCGAGAGCGGCACCCAGUUCAAUUCUUCAAUGUGCAACAAGAAGCUGAUUGGAGCUCGGUUCUUCAACAAAGGUCUAAUUGCCAAACAUCCCAAUGUGUCCAUCUCAAUGAAUUCAACCCGUGACACCGAUGGCCAUGGGACCCAUACGUCAACAACAGCAGCUGGAAAUUAUGUAGAGGGUGCGUCGUACUUCGGCUAUGGCUCAGGAACUGCUAGCGGCAUGGCUCCCCGAGCUCGUGUGGCCAUGUACAAGGCCCUGUGGGACGUGGGUGCCGUCGCAUCUGAUAUUAUUGCUGCAAUUGAUCAGGCAAUCAUAGAUGGGGUUGACGUCAUGUCCUUGUCACUGGGCUUAGACGGGGUUCUGUUGUAUGAAGAUCCCAUUGCCAUAGCCACAUUUGCAGCCUUGGAGAAGGAUAUCUUCGUAGCUACGUCAGCAGGAAACGAGGGGCCUUUUCUUGGAACCUUACACAACGGAAUUCCUUGGGUUCUAACUGUUGCUGCCAGCACCAUGGACCGCCAAUUCAGCGGGAUUGUGACCCUCGGGAAUGGAGUUUCAGUCAUCGGUUCCUCUCUCUAUCCUGCAAAUUCAUCUUUCAGCCAAAUCCCAAUUGUUUUCAUGGGUUCAUGCGAGGAUUUGACGGAAUUGAAGAAAGUUGGCUUUAAGAUUGUUGUGUGCCAGGACCAGAAUGACUCCUUAAGCAUCCAAGUUGAUAAUGCCAACACUGCGAGAGUGGCGGGAGGAGUCUUCAUAACAGAUUACCCCGACAUAGAAUUCUUCAUGCAAAGCUCUUUUCCAGCCACUUUUGUCAACCCUGAAAACGGAAAAGUUGUUAUGGACUACAUAAAGACUAGCUCUGAGCCAAAAGCAAGUAUAGAAUUUUCAAAAACAAUUCUUGGUGCCAAACGCGCACCAAGAAUGGCUACCUACAGCUCCAGAGGGCCGUCUCCAAGCUGCCCAGUGGUCUUGAAGCCCGACCUUACUGCCCCCGGCGCAUUAAUCUUGGCGUCAUGGCCAAAAAUUAACCCAGUGGCUGAUGUGAAUUCGCGGUUACUUUAUAGUGAAUUCAAUCUAUUGUCGGGGACAUCUAUGGCGUGCCCCCAUGCAGCAGGAGUAGGGGCACUUCUGAAGGGUGCACACCCUGAAUGGAGCCCCGCAGCCAUCCGGUCAGCCAUGAUGACCACUUCUGAUUCACUGGAUAAUACACUCAACCCCAUCAAAGGCAUUGGCGACGAUAACCAACCAGCCAGUCCCCUAGCCAUGGGAUCUGGCCAUAUCAAUCCCAACAAGGCUCUUGACCCAGGAUUCAUCUAUGACGUGAAUCUUGAAGACCAUAUAAAUCUCCUCUGUGCAUUGAAUUACUCCACCAAGCAAAUCCAAAUUAUCACAAGGUCAUCUUCCUACACUUGCUCCGACCCCUCCUUGGAUCUCAACUACCCGUCUUUCAUUGCCUCCUUUGAUGCAAAUGAUUCCAGAUCAGAUUCUAAAACCGUGCAAGAAUUUAGAAGAACAGUGACUAACGUCGGGGAAGCAAUGUCGACUUACAACGCUAAGCUGACAGGCAUGGACGGAUUUCAGGUGAGCGUGGUGCCUGACAAAUUGGUUUUCAAAGACAAGUACCAGAAGCUAAGCUACAAGCUGAGGAUAGAAGGCCCCAGUCUGAUGAAAGAGACGGUAGCCUUCGGUUCACUGAGCUGGGUGGAUGUUGAAGCUAAACAUGUGGUCAGAAGCCCCAUAGUGGCCACAAGGCUGAGCUUAGUAGCUCUGUGAGAAAUCAAGUGCUACUUCUGAAUUGUCUGCUUCAGCAUGUGAUCCUCUCCUUAAUUUGUUGAAUAAAUUUUUAUUUCCACUAAACUAUAAUAUGGAUUGGUGUUGGAGCUUCCAGUUCA
Messenger RNA from Vitis vinifera (wine grape), 4709 nucleotides. RefSeq lists its product as uncharacterized. Gene Ontology annotation, molecular function: serine-type endopeptidase activity. NCBI's taxonomy places the organism in Eukaryota, Viridiplantae, Streptophyta, Magnoliopsida, Vitales, Vitaceae. Gene Ontology annotation, biological process: proteolysis. The coding region runs from base 1 to 4590 and encodes 1529 amino acids. The transcript is spliced from 3 exons. The record is from RefSeq and is a predicted model, not a curated record.